This is a messenger RNA of Diaporthe batatas, 1362 nucleotides long. RefSeq lists its product as uncharacterized. The coding region runs from base 1 to 1362 and encodes 453 amino acids. The transcript has 4 exons. The record is from RefSeq and is a predicted model, not a curated record. Gene Ontology annotation, cellular component: cytosol; cytoplasm. Gene Ontology annotation, molecular function: ATP binding; glutamate 5-kinase activity; RNA binding. Lineage: Eukaryota; Fungi; Ascomycota; Sordariomycetes; Diaporthales; Diaporthaceae.
AUGGAUCCUGGCGACGAGUCGCAAUACAUGAAGGGUCCAAAGUCUCUCGGGAUAGUCAUCAAACUUGGGACUAGCUCUAUUAUAGAUGAGAAGACCCACCAGCCUCUCCUCUCAAACCUGUCCCUCAUAGUCGAGACUGCCCACAAGCUCCGGACAGAUGGCCACCGGGUCGUCAUUGUCUCGUCCGGCGCCAUCGGCGUCGGCUUGAGACGCAUGGAGAGGGACAAGAGGCCAAAACAUCUUGCCCAGCUCCAGGCCCUGGCUGCUAUCGGCCAGUGCCGCCUGAUGAGCAUAUGGGACGACCUGUUCAGCCACCUCAAGCAGCCAGUCGCCCAGAUCCUCCUCACCCGGAACGAUAUAGCAGAUCGAUCGAGGUAUCUGAACGCGCAAAACACCUUCAACGAGCUGCUGGACCUGGGCGUCAUCCCCAUCGUGAAUGAGAACGACACCCUCGCCGUCUCGGAGAUCAAGUUUGGAGACAACGACACCCUGUCUGCCAUCACAGCAGCCAUGGUCCACGCCGACCUCCUCUUCCUCAUGACCGAUGUGGACUGUCUGUACGACAAGAACCCCCGCACAAACCCAGACGCCCAGCCCAUCGAGGUGGUAGAGGACAUCGCCUCCAUCCACGCCGACACCUCCUCAGCCGGCUCAUCCCUCGGCACCGGAGGCAUGUCCACCAAGCUCGUCGCCGCCCGCCUGGCCACCGCCGCCGGCGUCACCACCGUCAUCACCCGCGCCUCCAACCCGGGAAACAUCAGCAAGAUCGCCCAGCACAUCCAGGCCAUCAAGUCGCCAGGCAGCGGGUCGAACCACUCCCAUCACACCAACGGCAACGGGGCUGACGACCACCACGCCGACGACCCCCUGGCCCAGUCCAGGCACUCGGUCCAGAGCAUCGAGCUCAACUGGCCCGACGUGCCCCUGCACACGCGCUUCCUCCCCUCCCCCUCGCCCUACCGGGACCGCUCCUUCUGGCUGCUCCACGGGCUCAAGCCCCACGGCGACGUCUACAUCGACGCCGGCUGCUACCGCGCCCUGCUGGACAAGGCGGGCCUGCUCCCCGCGGGCAUCGUCGACGUCGACGGCCACUUUGGGCAGCACGAGUCGGUGCGGCUGCUGGUCGUCGAGCGCGACGACGCCGGUGCCGAGGCGGGCGGUAAGCCCUGGCGCGGCGAGCCGCUCGACGUCGGCCGCGCCCUCGUCAACUACUCGUCCACCCAGGUCGCCCUCAUCAAGGGCCACCAGAGCAAGGAGAUCGAGGGCCUGCUGGGCUAUGCCGACAGCGGCUACGUCGCCGAGCGGGAGCACAUCACCUUCUUUAUGAGCAGCAGGCCGCAGACGCCGAUACCCACCACGUAG